Molecule: messenger RNA, 3632 nt
Organism: Styela clava
Lineage: Eukaryota; Metazoa; Chordata; Ascidiacea; Stolidobranchia; Styelidae
Biological process (GO): immune response
Cellular component (GO): membrane
Molecular function (GO): receptor ligand activity; tumor necrosis factor receptor binding
Source: RefSeq, a predicted model, not a curated record
UGUAUUCUUAUAGUUUGAUUUAUAGUAGUAGAUUGUAUGUUUAGUGUUAGUAUAUGUAGAUUUCUUUCAAUAUGACAUUGUAGCUCUAUAUUUUUGCUGACUCAUCACAAUGAACGAAUAUGAAAAUUCCGAUAUGGAGGAAGGAUCAAAACCUUGCAGAACUCGAGGAAUAUUUUCACGUCGUGUUCAUCUUCCAUGCUUCUGGCUUGUCUUCUUUAUUCUACUAUUCUUCAUUAUUGUAACUGGUGGAAUUGUGAUGUAUAUCAAAUUAUCGCUUGAAAUUUCUGAAAUUAAGUUGCAAAUGCAAGAACAACAACAGGAAGAUGAUCUAACAUUAGGAAAUCGUGCUGUCGCUGAAACAGAAAAUGCAUUCAUGUCUGCAAGAUCUGCAAAUGGUUUAGAAACUGAGGAUGCCCCAACGGUAGGUGAUCCCUCCACUCCGCGAUCUCGUCGAGAUGCCCAAUCGGAAAGUAGACGAAUACACAGGCAGCAUAAACCCGGAGAGAUCUGUCACCGUGGUCUGCCUGGUAGAGACGGAAGAGAUGGUAGAGAUGGUUCUAUGGGGCCAAGGGGGGAGCAAGGACUUCCUGGUUUGAAAGGGGAUUCCAUUAUUGGUCCCAUGGGUGAAAGAGGACCAAUUGGAAGAACAGGUGAUCGAGGGCCUGCUGGACCACCUGGACCUCAGUUCAAAUUGAAUUUUCUGCAUGCGCAUGGAGAUGGAUCUUCUGGUGUUUCUGUGUCAGAAAGCGGAGUUCUCAAUCACUGGGUAAAAGCUGACUGGAGUUCAGAUACAAAUUACAGAUUAUUCCAACACAACGGUACACUACAAGUUCAAAGUGGUGGUAUAUACUUCAUAUACAGUCAGCUCUUGAGUUCUGAUUUGACAACAAUGUUUACUGAACAUGAAGUUAAAAUUAAUGGACACACUUUUCUGAAAUGUAGACGAAGUACAAAGAUCAGCACUUGUUUUACUUCGGGUGUUCGCAGGCUACAACCAUACGAUGACGUACAAGUUAUUGUCUCUUAUUCCACCACUCGAGUUGACAUGUUGAAAGAUGUGUCAUUCUUCGGAGUUGUUCUUUGGGCAAGUGAUGGCACCAGAGAUGAGCUUUGACACAACUCACAGUUGCCAGUAGGUCUUCGAGAAUCCCAUGUAUGAUGUUUUGACUAUCAUACUUAUCCUGUGAUCUUUAAUUCCUAUUGUCUGGGUUGGGAUUUUGAUUCCUUGAGAAACUCAAAUCAUAUUUUAUCCAGAAAACAUCAGAUUGAACAAUAGUCAUGUUACAUGAUCACUGCCGUAAGAGCUUUUUUAUAUUUUUGCUGCCUUGCGGAGAACUGAAUAUUUUGAGUUCCGGUACUUUUCAGCCUUCGAAUGCUAAUCACUUUUGCUUACGUCACAAGCCAUACAGUUAUCUUCUGUAAUUUUUUUUGCUCGUAAAUUCAAAUUGAUUUUCAUAUUCUUUUACAUUGGUUGAAUCUUAUACCGCUGUUGCUGUUUAGAGAUAUUAUUUAGACAAGAGAUCAAUUCUCACAGAUAUUUUUUUAAACAAUAAACGCCAACAAGGAGAAAAAUUUGUUGUGACUGUACUGUCCUCAUUCAGGCAUACAUCUGUUAUUUGGUGACUCUCAAACCAACUCAACACCCUUAUGGACAAAUCUAGCUCACUUUAACUUCUUUUGACAAAAGAUGUUUUUUUUAUGAUAAUAACAUUUCUCAUAAAGUGACCAGGACUCAAUAUAUCAGUUCUCUGCAAUUUAUUUGCAACACUGUGUCAACUUCACUGCUUCCUUCAUAAUCAUGAGUGCUUUGGUUUGUCAUUUUUUAUAUUAAUCAUAAUUUUUAGGUUUUAGGCACGAAACUGAUCUACAUCUGAUAUUUCAAAAGUUUUAAUGCCAUGACAGACUGCUUUUUUACAUUUUUAUGCAGUUUAUUCAUAUCCAGAGAUUUGUACACAUCCAACAAAAAAUAAACCAAAUUGUUUCACUGUGACAUGAAACUACAACAAGCAAUGAUUACUAAUCAUAGCUUGACAAACUGCCAAAUGAUGAAAUCAUUAACAUGAGCAAAGCAUUGUUUAACAAAUAGAUUUAUAUUCUGCAUAUACUUUUUCUGAAUAAGGGAUGUUUCAUUUAUUUUUUUUAUUUCGAUUUCUAUGAAGAACAAAGAUUAACUGACUUCGAAAUGGGGAUUUACGUCAUAGUACUUUCUGAAAAGAGUGAAAAUAGACAGUCUGGCUGUAGCCCAGGUACCAGGGCUGGAGAGCUCAUUUGAAAUCACAUUUGUCUUCAUUUUUUUUACCUCUGAGCUAGGCUCCAGCCCUGCAAUGGCUCCAUACCCAUUGUGGUUUUGUGGUAUCACUGACCACUAUCAUGAAACAUCAGCCAAAAUAAUGUCUCGCGGAAGCGGGACCCAAGUUCAUGAUAUUAUGGUUCAAAUUAUAAAAUUGAAUAUGUAAAUAUUGCAGAAGAACUUGGGACUUAUACACUAAUAUUAUAAAUUUUAUUUAAGAAACAAUAUUAGCUGAAAAGGAAGUAACAUUAUUUGUAUGGGGUAUUAAAAUAUGGUAAGCUUGGUUCCAACAAGAUAUUGCUUCCCAGCCCUGCUAGUAACCGUACUUUGACCACUUUUUCUCGAAUCAAUGACACACCAAUCAUAAGUCACUCUUUUUGCUCAAUUCAUAGUUGAAUUAUGUCAAUUUCAGAUGCAAGUGACACUCAACUUCAGUAGUUUGGUCUUCAUAUUUAGAGCUACUGUAGUUCCUUCUCAUGUUAUUUAUCUUUCCUCUUUUCGGUAAUUAUUAAAUAAAAUUGUUUCUAUCGCUUUUUUCCCAUAAAGGUGUGAAAUUUUGUGACUCAAUGUUGAUUUUGUGAUCAAUAACCUUGGUCUAUUAUUUCCAACUUCAAUCAUCUUGCAUCCGUGCCUUGUUUACAAAGCUAUUGCAAAAUCCAAUUAUGUUGAACUAGUGCAUCAGUACAUCCUAAAUCAUGCUUGUUUUUGUAAUUUCAAUCAUAUUUUGUUAGGUUUUAGUGAUUUUCAACAACAGUUGGCUUUUUUGUAUCUACAUCCAGAUUUUGUACCUGAUUUCUAGUACAAUGCUGGCUUAUCUGUUUUACAAUCUAUUAUUUUUUUUAUCUUUGACAAUUUUUUAGCUUUUUUACUGAGCUGGUAUAUUUUACUUUAAAAUGACUUCGGUUCCUGACAUUGUCUUUUGUUAUAUACUUGCAUGAGCAUUAUUUUUUCCGAAUACCUGAUUUUUGUAAUAAGUUCCAGCUCAAGCUGGGCACAUUUGUAACGUCAAGAUUUCAGAUUUUUACUGACAACUCAUCUAGAUGGGAACAUAAAUAAUGCAGUGUUCACUUUACUUAUUUUUGAAGUUAUGGUUCAAAAUUGCCAGGUUAAAAAGGUAAUUUGGUAUGUGGUAGAAUUAUAAAAAUUGAACACAUACGAAAUAUAGUUUAAAUAAUGUUGGGCACUCUCAUGAAUACUCCAAUACCACAGUUUCUAUAGUGUUUUUUGAAUUUAUUCUCUAGUGCCCGGUUUUAACACAAUGAAAUUCCUUGAUUGUUCCAUUUUUUAAUAAUACUUUCAUUGUUUCAUUAGUUUGUGAAACAAAAAAAUGAUUUAUAAGGUU